AUGGCGGAUGUGCCGGUAAAUGCAAAUGCAGGGUGCCCAGGAGUGGGAAGCGAAGGAGCUGGAAAAGCAGCUGGAUGUGCUGGCUGUCCGAACCAGGGAUCUUGUUCCACUGGCCAACCACCAAAGCCGGAUGAUGACAUCAGACUUAUUCAAGACCGAUUUCGUCAUGUCAAGCACAAGAUAUUGAUUCUCAGCGGCAAAGGAGGAGUUGGCAAAAGCACCGUAACAUCUAGCUUAGCGAGAGCAUUGGCUGCUAAUCCAUUGAAGCAGGUAGCCAUUUUGGAUGUAGAUAUCUGUGGACCUUCACAACCCCGUAUGAUGGGAGUUGAAGAGGAGGAGGUUCACGACAGUGCUGACGGGUGGACACCUGUUUCUGUCAAGGAUAAUCUUAUGCUUAUGAGCAUUGCCUUUUUGUUGGGAAACAAGAAUGAUGCUGUUAUCUGGCGUGGUGCACGUAAAAACGGUAUGAUCAAGCAAUUUCUACGUGACGUUGAUUGGGGAGAGGUUGACUACCUGCUGAUUGACACACCACCAGGUACAUCCGAUGAACACAUCUCUUUGGUGCAGUUUCUUUUGCAAGCAGGCAGCCUUGACGGCGCCAUCAUUGUCAGUACUCCACAAGAAGUCUCAUUGCUUGAUGUCCGAAAAGAAGUGAGUUUCUGUCACAAAACGAAAGUUCCUGUUCUGGGUGUAGUGGAGAACAUGGCGAAGUUCGUUUGUCCACAUUGUAAUCAUACCAGCAUAUUGUUCCCGUCAACCACAGGGGGAGUAACAACUAUGUGCGAUGAAGGAAAAUUGCAGCUUCUCGGUCAGCUGCCAUUGGAACCCUCCUUAGCUCAGGCACUAGACAAUGGAGAAGAUUUCUUCGAGAAGUAUCCGGAAUCAGCUAUGGCGAAAGCGUUUCUUGAGUUGGCAAAGAAGAUAGAAGCUUUAUUAGUGUAG
Messenger RNA from Haemonchus placei, 942 nucleotides. NCBI's taxonomy places the organism in Eukaryota, Metazoa, Nematoda, Chromadorea, Rhabditida, Trichostrongylidae. The record is from the annotation of a GenBank genome assembly.